CAUAUGAUAGCGAUCCGGGGUCCGAAACACCGCAGCCGACACCAACUUGUUCGCGGUCCACUUCGAACAACUCUCAAGGGAACUUUUUCUCCCACCCCCUCCCUUAAAAACAACUUUGGAGUCGCCGGGGGUGGUCGAGGAGGGGCUCGCAUCAUCCGGAGACGAGUUGGGCUCGGAACCGAGCAGGGGGGGGGGCGGCUGUGAUUUGAAGAAUAGCCGCUUGAGAGACACGCUCGUCGGACGGAAGACCCGUGGUGUCCGUUUGGAGACUUUUUUGUUUGUUUGUUUGCUUGUUUGAUAAACCCCCCCACCACCAUCGCUCCACCAUACAAUAUUUUUGUAAUAAAUCAAACCAGAGUGCUUUUGCAUCGACGCUUCAGCCAUGGUCGGGGAGACAGAGGUGAAGGAGCGACCCAAGUCCAACCCGGACUAUUUAAUGCAGCUGAUGAACGAUCGGAAGGUUAUGAGUUCAUUGCCAAACUUCAGCGGCAUCUUCACGCAUCUGGAGCGGCUGCUGGAUGAAGAAAUCGGGCGGGUACGCAAGGACAUGUACAACGACACGGUGAACGGAGGCAUGUUCAACGGACGCGAUAUGGAGGAACUGCCCGAAGCCGUCGGAGCCGUGGCCCAGCUGCAAGAGAAGCUCUAUGUGCCGGUCAAAGAGUACCCCGACUUUAAUUUUGUCGGGAGGAUCCUAGGCCCGCGAGGACUGACGGCCAAACAGCUGGAGGCGGAGACCGGCUGCAAGAUCAUGGUGCGCGGGAAAGGCUCAAUGAGGGACAAGAAGAAGGAGGAGAUGAACCGAGGCAAGCCCAACUGGGAGCACCUGAGCGAGGACCUUCAUGUCCUGAUCUCAGUGGAGGACACGCACAACCGCGCCAAGAUCAAGCUGCAGCGGGCCAUCAACGAAGUCAAGAAACUCCUCAUCCCCGCUGCUGAAGGCGAGGACAACUUGAAGAAAAUGCAGCUGAUGGAGUUGGCCAUUCUCAAUGGAACCUACAGAGACGCCAAUGUCAAGACACCCACCGCCGGGUUCCCACUCGGCACCCCGCAGGCCCCUCGCAUCAUCACCGGCCCCACGCCCGUCCUGCCACCUGCCCUGCGCAACCCCGCCCCCGUGACCACGCCGACCAUCAUGCCUCUGAUCCGUCAGAUCCAGAGCUCCGCCCUCGUGCCGGGCGGCAACCCGCAUCCGGCGCUGCUUCCCCAAGGACCCGAGUCGGGGAUCAUCUACACGCCCUACGAGUACCCCUACACAUUGACGCCCUCCAUAUUGGAAUACCCCAUCGACUCGACCGGCGUAUUAGGUAUGGCUUUCCCAACCAAAGGCUAAGCGAUUAGCUAUACGUCUUAGCGCACACGGACUGGCUUGCAGAGACCCCCCUCCCCAUCUCCCCGACCCCUCCCCUUCCAGAGCCAACACCCCAAUCCCACCACCCCUUCCCUUUUAAACGCUUCCAGUAUGCUACAGAGCAAAAGCUCACAGCUUGCUCACACUGUCGGACGACAGAUUCCUCGCGCUAUAGUCGAGUGUCCAUGGCUUCUUCUCGCUCGUGACUUCUAUUAGCUGACUAGCGUGGUGGUGUGAUGCCUUCAAUUCUAACCUUUUCUUAAAAAAAAAAAAAAAAUUCCGCUUAUUAUUGUAACAUUUUUUUUCUAGCGUAGAUGUUCUAGCGCGCUUUUUGUGAUUUAAUAUAUCUUUUUUUCUAAAAAAGAAACAAUUUUAUUCAUUCCAGUGCCUCAUCAGUGUGAUUUUGAAGCUACUAGUGAAACUUUAUUUUGGAUAGAAAGUAGUGGUUUGGAUUCAUUUUUAGAGAACAGAAGACCACAACACGAUAUGACGGUCCUCUUUGAAUGACUUAACCCUCCUGUUAUGUAUGAACGCUUAUCACUUAUGGCUGAGGUGAAAUAAGGUGUGUAUGUGUAUGUGUGACAGAAUAGAAUUGACCGUUUCUGACGUCUCGCUUUUAGCCUGUUGUGUCACUGCCAGGUUAUGUAUGAGAAAGGAGGUAUUUGCAAAUUAUUUUUUAAUAUAUACGAAAAAUGAAGGCCAGCACCUCGAAAUCCCAGUUUAAUGAUGACAAAUAAAUGCAAAUUAUUAUUUUUUCUAUAUUUAAAAAAAAAAGUUAAGCUUGAGUAAGGCCAGCAUAAGAAUUUUUUUAUUCUACAAUUGUUGUCUUUGUCCCUUACCAAGAAUGUUUAUGGGUCAAUGUGACCCACUCUAUGUGUAAUCAACAUAUAAAAAAAACUUGUAUAUUUUUAAAUUAUUAUUUUUUACAGCCAGAAAAGGGAAGACUAGAGAAGUACAUUUUUUUUACAAAACAAAUCUAGAUUUUUGAAGUGAUCAGUUUGACCCGCAGAAUAAUAAGAAUCUUAAAACGGGUUGAUUUGACCCACAUCAUAACAGGAGGGUUAAAAUCUUCAUCCACCCGACCCCCCCAUCCCACCCACCCCCUUUUGUGCACGUUGUCAAAUCUCCCAGAAGUGGCGGCUGACGUUGUGAUGUGUCUUUUCUGAUGAGUAACCUUCUGUAUUCUGUUUUGGCCAACGUCAUCGCGCUUGUUAGCAGGUGCCAUGACCGCUAAGGUACGCCGCCAAGACAAGAGAAUCCAUCCUUACCAAAGGGUAGUGACCACAGACAGAGGUUAGUUAGCUCACCAGCCACUUUAUGUGUGUGUGUGCGUGCGUGUGUGCAUGCAGACCAAGGGACCAGUUAUUGUGAGUUUGUCUUAGCAUGGCAUGCCAAGAUCAAAUGUGAAAACAGUCUUGUUGCAGUAAGAGUGACAUUUUGGGAGGAGCCAUGUCAGGAUGAGGGGGGGUGCGCUUAUCUCUUUUUCGAUAACCUAGGCGGCCCGUCUUAAUUAGUGUGAAUCACUCCAUUCAUGUGACUCCCUUCCUUGUGACUCCUGGACUUGGGAGUCCUUUUUUUUUUCCUUUUUUUUAAAAAUCUCUGCUACUUCUUUUUACCCAGUACGUCCUUUGGGAACCUAUUAUUUAUACAAGAUUUCAUUCCACUAAGUUCCCGUAUUUUGGUGUGAAUGAUCAAAAGUGUUGUGCCCAAUGACUACACGCCACUUAAUCCCGUUUUACUACUAAAACACAGCGUGUGAUGACUACUGAAGUCUGUGUUCCAAGCUCUUUUUUUUUUUUUUUUGGUAUGAAAUACUAUUGUUUGUGGUCUUAUCAGUCGCCCACUGGACUUUAUCAUUGGGACUGUUUACAUCUUUCAUAUUAUAUUUCCUAGCCAGAGUGGUGCUGUUGCCAUGUAUUUAGCUGCAAAGAAAAGAAAAAUACAUUUGUAUAUAGGGAUUUUAAAGUGCUUAUAUGAAGCUAAUGGAACAAAAUCGCUUGAAAGUAUUUGUAGGGGUUUUUUUUUUUUUUUUUUUUAGUUUGUACAUUUUUAUUUUUACGGUAUGCUUUUUAUAGAUGAAGUGUCUCCAUGUAAAACUUCUAUUCCGAGUGUGUAGCUUCCACUGUUCCCUGGAAGGCGGCGUUGUUGCUCUAGUGUGUGUGCUUUUGUUUUGUUUUUGAUUUUGUUGUUUUUAAAAGAUGAGGUGACCUUCUCAAUGCACAGGCCUCAUGACUGUUUUAUGCAAUAUAGACAUGGACUAGCUAGCUGCAAUAUGUAUGUGUGUGAGCGGUGGUGCUCCUGUUGUACAAAACAAGCAACGGAAAGAAAAAAACAAACACUAAAAGGCAAUAAAGACGACUAUUGAGAACAAAAUAAAUCUCCAAAGACAA
Syngnathus acus (greater pipefish) is the source of this 3741-nucleotide messenger RNA. It is a transcript of the gene qki2, whose product is annotated as QKI, KH domain containing, RNA binding 2. The record is from RefSeq and is a predicted model, not a curated record. Gene Ontology annotation, biological process: regulation of mRNA splicing, via spliceosome. The coding region runs from base 383 to 1333 and encodes 316 amino acids. Gene Ontology annotation, molecular function: mRNA binding. The transcript is spliced from 7 exons. Lineage: Eukaryota; Metazoa; Chordata; Actinopteri; Syngnathiformes; Syngnathidae. Gene Ontology annotation, cellular component: nucleus.